AGGCGCUAACGGCGCGGUCUAGACUAGGGAGUCGUCGGUCACGUCGCUAGCGCCCCGGCCCCUGGCCCUGCAUGAUCCCUGGCCUGGCGCCUGAUCUGCACGCGCUCAGCUGAUCGACUACCUUUUCUGUGUGUGCAGUGCAGUGUAGAACGACGAUUGGUGGAUUUGUCCAGAACCAUCAACUAAUCUGAUCUUCAUUCCCCAGUCGUGGAUUGUUGUGGAACUUGAAUGCCAUGUUGAUGGUAAAGACCGUCUGUGUCCAGGUCUUGCUGGUCUGGACAAUCCUAAAUGUUGUCACUGCUCAGGAUAGUGCCGUCUGCUCCAUUUUGUCAGACGGGACUGAUCUCAGUGCCGCGUUCAGCAUCAGCACGGUGGCUGGCCAGCCAACAGCCAACAAUGACAGUGAUGUGAUACAGAGGCCUGGCCAGCAGUUCACUUUCAUUUGCCUAGUGACUGUCCCUGGCAGUGGUAGUACGGCACCUACCUUCCAGUGGUCGUGGAAUAGCUCCGCGGUCGUACCAGCAACAGCCACAGCUUGCAGCAGCUCUAUCACUAAUUACUCAUUGACCGUUGCAACAGGUAGUACGGACCAAUGGAAUGUGUCGUUGGUGCUGUGCGCCGCAAUGCGUACAAAUGCUGGUGCAUACUCUCUUCGGCGUACUGGUGCAAGUGCCACAGUCCAGACGCUCACUCUUUAUGCACCUAUUGAGUUUAGCACAGCUCCAGGGAACACCGAUAUCGACAAGGGCAAGUCGGUGACACUGCGCUGUGUAGCCAGUGGCUACCCACGGCCAAGCAUCGACUGGCGCCGAGGCGGUCAAUCAGUGGCCAAUUUGGACAGCCGCUUUUCCGUCUCCAGCAGCGAGCUCGCCGGCUCGCCGCUGAGAACGGUAGAGGCCACGUUCACGUUGACGGAUGCACAGUACAAGGACCGCAGUGAUGGCACAUUUAGCUGUGAGGCGAGCAACAGGCGUAGUGCCGGAGACCUCUCCUCGGAAUCACGCUCUGGCAUCAUUGUUCGUGUGCGAGAUCCUCUUGGAGCCCUUUGGCCUACUCUGGGCAUAGUCGUGCAAGCUGUCAUUCUGACCGUUGUACUCUUCUGUGACCAGAAGGUGAAGCAAGCAGCCAAGCUGGCCGGAGGGGUGGCCAUGUCUGGCUCUGAAGUGGACCUGGACGUCAUUCUAGGCCGCAAAGACAACAUCAUGUCUGACGAAAGGCAACAAGCGGAAAGCACUGCAAUGACCAUCGACUCUGCUCCCUAAGUUUCUCAUUCGCUGCAGAGUGCGGACGAGCAGUGUUCUAAUGGUGCACUGGGGUCUAUAUAACCUCCGAUGAAGGAUAGGUGGACAGCAUCGGCACAAAUCCCCGCAAACUGCGCAGUACAGUGAUCAUGAUGCCGAGAAUCUAUUCAUCUACUGGUCAGCACGCUUCCGUGCCGAUCGGUUCCAUGCUGUCUCGGCAGGACCGUCUCUGUACAGUGUGUGUGUGUGUGUGCGCGCUAUCGUGCGAAACCUGCCAAUAUGCUGUAAAGCUUGUUUUGCCUGCUGGUCGACAUUCCUCCCUGAUGUUGUUCAGCAUAGGCUGCAGUAUAUACCGGUACAGAAUCCUAAUCUUGGAAACGUUUAGAUAUUGUGUUCCUUCUUUCCAACACGCAUGGGCGAGGGUUCUUUUCACAGUUAUAGUACAUGUUAGUGCCCACGUUGCCAGCCAUGGCAGCUCUUUUUUUGGCACCAACUGUGUAUAAUUAUUGGACUCCACUGAGUAGUGAACCUUGAGGCUCGGACCAAAUACCUAGGUCCAGUAGUUUGCUAGGCCGUCGCUGCCAUCAUGCUGCACACCCACAUCAUACACUGGGUGGGCCGUACGGCAUGUUGACUUGCGUUACCUGUACAUAAGUUUAACGUUACUGCUGCUGCGGUGGUCACAUUCUAUCAGUGUGAUCAAAGUGACUAGUACUCUCGCUGUGGUACUGUGUCCUUUCUGCAUGGCUUGAUGGCACCACCGCAUGCUCUUAUCUCGUUGUUGGCAUUUCUUCGCCGCUCUUCUUCAGUAGAACUUGGCAUGUAUCAUUGUAAAUACGUUGAACACAGCGUGCUGUGCUACUGCAGUUUUUCAACUUCUUUUUGAAAAUUUAAACUAACGGCUGUACUGUGUUUGGGGAACACUUAUUGUAAUGUAGAGGUUGUCUUCCUGCUGGCUGCAUUCACUUCUCUUGCUUGUUCUUCUUUUCCUUCUCUCUGCUGUAACUGCAAUCUGCCUUUAUCACAAUGUGUGACAUUUUCGCAGGGUUA
Sycon ciliatum is the source of this 2291-nucleotide messenger RNA. RefSeq names its product hemicentin-2-like. The record is from RefSeq and is a predicted model, not a curated record. Lineage: Eukaryota; Metazoa; Porifera; Calcarea; Leucosolenida; Sycettidae. The coding region runs from base 234 to 1262 and encodes 342 amino acids. The transcript is spliced from 10 exons.